Molecule: messenger RNA, 2634 nt
Organism: Patella vulgata (common limpet)
Lineage: Eukaryota; Metazoa; Mollusca; Gastropoda; Patellidae
Product: vacuolar protein sorting-associated protein 4B
Exons: 12
Coding region: 132-1454 (440 amino acids)
Biological process (GO): vacuole organization; endosomal transport
Molecular function (GO): ATP binding; ATP hydrolysis activity
Source: RefSeq, a predicted model, not a curated record
AAUAUGGGACGGCCAUUUUUGUAAAUGAAUAAUAAGAAAUACAAGUCGGUGUCGAAAUCCUAAAUAUUGCUGGGUGUGAGACAUUUUUGUUAGGUUUCUUUUUAGAAUUUUGUUUCAUACCGUAACCAUAAAUGUCUGGAGGUACAUUACAGAAAGCCAUUGACCUGGUUACUAAGGCAACCGAAGAAGACAAAAAUAAGAAUUAUGCGGAGGCGUUAAGACUUUAUGAACAUUCUGUUGAAUAUUUUCUUCACGCAAUCAAAUAUGAAGCACAAAGUGAUAAGGCUAAGGAAAGUAUACGAGCCAAGUGUGUGCAGUAUUUAGAUAGAGCUGAAAAAUUGAAGGGUUUUCUAAAUAAGGGAGGACCCAAGAAGAAGGUCUUAGAUGGGGAGGGAAAUUCCUCAAACAAAGAUAAAAAUGAAUCAAGUGAUGAAGAUUCGGAAAAAGAUGCAGAAACAAAGAAAUUUCAAAAUCAAUUAUCAGGAGCUAUUGUGAUAGAGAAACCUAAUGUUAGCUGGGAUGAUGUCGCUGGUCUAGAGGGAGCUAAAGAAGCUUUAAAGGAGGCUGUCAUACUGCCUGUUAAAUUCCCUCAUCUAUUUACAGGAAAAAGGAAGCCAUGGAGAGGAAUUCUUUUAUUUGGUCCCCCAGGUACUGGUAAAUCAUAUCUAGCUAAAGCAGUCGCAACAGAAGCCAACAAUUCUACAUUUAUAUCUGUUUCAUCAUCCGAUUUGGUCUCAAAAUGGCUGGGAGAGAGUGAAAAAUUAGUUAAAAAUUUAUUUUCUCUGGCUAGAGACCAGAAACCUAGUAUCAUAUUUGUUGAUGAAGUUGAUGCUUUAUGUGGUUCAAGAAGUGAAAAUGAAUCAGAGUCUGCCAGAAGAAUAAAAACUGAGUUUUUGGUACAGAUGCAAGGUGUAGGAAAUGAUAAUGAUGGUAUAUUGGUUCUAGCUGCUACAAAUAUACCCUGGGUUUUAGAUUCUGCUAUAAGAAGAAGAUUUGAAAAGAGAAUCUAUAUACCUCUUCCUGAAGCACCUGCUAGAACAGAAAUGUUUAAACUUCACAUGGGGUCUACACCACACAAUUUAAGUGAUGAAGAUUUCAGACAAUUAGGACUGAGAACAGAUGGUUUUUCUGGAGCUGAUAUAAGUAUUGUUGUAAGAGAUGCGUUAAUGCAACCUGUACGUAAGGUUCAAACUGCUACACAUUUUAGAAAGGUGAGGGGUCCAUCUCGUAGUGAUCCAAAUACAAUAGUAGAUGACCUAUUGACCCCGUGUUCACCAGGUGCUCCAGGUGCUAUAGAAAUGAGUUGGAUACAUGUCGAUGGGGAUAAAUUAUUAGAACCCAUUGUUGGCAUGAGUGAUAUUUUGUUAUCGUUAACAACAUCAAAACCAACAGUUAAUCAAGACGAUUUAGAGAAGCUGAAAAAAUUCACAACAGAUUUUGGACAAGAAGGAUGAAUAGACUAUAUUUAUAUAUUACAUGUAUAUGUAUAUAGAAUUUUAUCAUAUUGUAUUUAAAAUAUCUAAGUUGACUACUCCAUUGAUUGAAUGGGUUGCUCCCCCUUUCUUUCUUUUGUACACUCAUUUGUGUGUGUAUGUCGACUUACAAUUCAGAACCAUAAACUAUUGUAAUGAAUUAUAUAUAUCACAUUGUUUCUUAUUGCUUUCUACUUUGUAAAUCAUUUUAAAAUGUCAAAACUGCUCCAUCCUUUACGGUACUCUGUUAGUCAACUGCCCAGCUUUGUAGGUCUUUCUCCUGGUUCACUUGUUAAGCCUGAAUGGAUUGCUGAGAUGCAGAGUCAAAUCUAGUGAUGGAGUUGUAAUUACCCACUUUCAGAUGUUAAUUUACUUUUUCUGUGCAUAAGAUUAUAUGCAAUAGUUGACCUAACAAUCCCUAAAGGAAUAUAUCUUUAAAUCUUAUAAAUAUGAAUAAUCAAAUGUUUAUAGUAAUUCAUAAUGCAUGGUUUUCUGCAUUAUGUAUGAUUAUCAUUAUAAUCCUGGUUGUCCUGUUUUAUCCCAUUAUAUUAAACUCUAAUGGUCUCAUAUUCAAGAUGGUGGUUGACAAAUCUGCAAGGAUUUGCCAUUAGCCAAUCAUUUUACCUAUAGCCCAAUGAGGUCAGAGUAAACGUUAAAUGUGGAGACCAUACACAAUAUUACCAGCCAAAUAUAGAAAACGAUGACUAUAUAUACUAUAAAGAUUAAAACUGCAUACAAAUGAAUGCAAGAAAAAGUUUGAACAUGUAGUAUAUAUAGUGCUUUGGUGAAUUGGUCAUCUUAAAAUAAAUGAAUAUAAAUUAAUGCAUAAGUAAACUAGAAAUAUGUUUGAACAGUUAAAGUGACAAUUCCUAUUUCGGUAUAGUCUGAAAUGGGUUCUUAGUCGUACUGUUCUACUCCGACUGGGCUAAUGAAGACAGUAUAGAGUGCUAAUGUUGCUCAUAAUAAAUGUCUUCAUUAGGCAGGAGGUGUACAAAAUACAGAAAGAUGUAAAUAAGGUUAUUUGUAUGAAAAUACAUUUAAUUAUUAUUAUUAUUAUUAUGAAUGAUUUGUUAAAUGUUGUAAUCCAACAAAUUGCAGUCUUCAUUUUGUGCUUAUAUUAUGAUGAAUACUUUUGUACAUAUUAUUAAUAAAUUACUAGUAA